AUGCUUGAAAGCUUUACGAGAUCGUUGCUAGCGAAGCAAGUCCCACCGCUCUUCGUCUUCCAAGCCGGAGCAAGACCCGCCCUCCUCAAUUACGCGACCACCCAGGCGAGAACAGCAACAACCUCCUCCCUCCCAAAUCAAUCCGCUGCCUCACGCAGAAGGUCCGUAACAGUAAUCAACGACACCGGUGCGGUACCAUGGACAAAGCUCCGCGCAGGAGAGAAAGCCGCCCGAGCAACACAACAGACAUUCAAUUUUGGAAUCGUCGCGCUUGGCGUGGUCUUGACUGGAGGAGUAGCAACCGUUUUAUGGCUCGAAGUCUUCUCCACAGACAGCAAGACGGCGUUGUUUAAUAAAGCGGCAGACCGAGUAAGGGGUGAUCCGAAAUGUCGCGAAUUAUUGGCUGGAGAUGGAAUGCAUAGUAAGAGGGAUAUCAAAGCUUAUGGCGAGCCGAGUUGGAGUCGGUGGGCGAGGAAUAGGACAAUUGCGAGUAGGGUUGAGAAAGACAGGGCGGGAAUUGAGCACUUGCAUAUGCACUUCUAUGUUGAAGGGCCGGCAGCGAAGGGCACGGUGAAUUUGCAGAUGAGCAGGAGGCCAGGGGAAGAUUUUGAGUAUGAGAUGCUUGCGCUGGACGUCCCAGGGCAGCAGAGGUAUUAUUUGGAAGAUGCGAAUGCGAGGAAAUUGGAUCAAAGGAAGUCUGGGAGGAUGUUUGGAGUGAGAUGGAAUUAG
Molecule: messenger RNA, 729 nt
Organism: Lecanosticta acicola
Lineage: Eukaryota; Fungi; Ascomycota; Dothideomycetes; Mycosphaerellales; Mycosphaerellaceae
Source: the annotation of a GenBank genome assembly